Annulohypoxylon truncatum is the source of this 1421-nucleotide messenger RNA. RefSeq lists its product as uncharacterized. The record is from RefSeq and is a predicted model, not a curated record. Lineage: Eukaryota; Fungi; Ascomycota; Sordariomycetes; Xylariales; Hypoxylaceae. Bases 155 to 937 code for a protein of 260 amino acids. The transcript has a single exon.
CCAACGUUCAACCUUUUAACUUCAACCAACUCAAAUUCACCAACGGAUCUGUAUAGCGCCACAUCCCAACAACUACCUCACAUAACACGGACGAUAUAUACACCUGAGUUCAUACGAUAGUUCCUGCCCGAGUUCAUCAAGUUCGUCGGUCGCGAUGGAUCUCGUCUCAAGCAUUCGCAAGACGGGCUCGCGCGGUGGCGUCAAUUUCAAUUGGGAGGAUGUCGCCAAUUCGAAUCACCGAGAAAAUUAUCUCGGUCAUAGUUUAAAAGCCCCCGUCGGCCGUUGGGCAAAGGGCAGAGAUCUUACUUGGUACGCAAAAGCCGAUGCACCGGAAUCAUCUGGCACGGAGACGGAGCAGGAAAAGACAGAAAGAGAACGAAAGGAAGAGCUCAAGCGAAUCAAACAGGCGGAAGAAGACGCUCUGGCCCGUGCAUUAGGACUACCUGUUGCCCCUCGAAAUACCACGGGCGCGAAUGCCGUUAAUGUGAGCUCAGGACGAGGCAUGGCUGGCGGUAGUGAUUCGAACGUUGUGAGGGAUGGGGAGGGGCCAAUCGACAAUAACCAUAAGACAUCAAAGAAGCAUGAUGACUCCGAGAGACGCCAUCGGAGACGACAUAGGAGUAGGAGCCACAGCAGAGAGAGGCGCCGUGAUAGGUCACCAAGGAGAGGAGAUGAUUACUCUACGCACAGAUCAAGGGAUGAUAGAGAUGAUAGACACGACCGUCGAGGGAGAAGGGAUUACAGCGCAGGACGCGACGAGCACAGACAUAAAAGAAGCCAUCGACGGGAACGUAGUCACGAUCGUAGCCCUGAGAGAUCCGAGCGAAGAAGGGAUGAUAAGGAAACUUACAGACCUAGGUCGAGGGACGGACGAUCACGACGAAGUGGAAGCCCUGAGCGCUACCGGAGAAGAAGGUCUCCAGACGACCGUCGUUGAUGAGUUAUGAACCUGAGUACUAUCUACCUUCAUUGUAUGGUUCGGGUUAGUCUACCGCAGAAUUUCGCAGCUAGGAUGUGCUAUGCAAUAUGGACUGGAGCAUAAACAUCAUAGACGGGGUCUGAUUAAGUUGAAAAAUUUCUACGAGAUAUCGAAGAACGAGGAAUGGAGGCACAAACACUGGCGGCUUUUACGAAUGCGAUGCCGUCUGCGAUUUUUUAGAUGAAGUGAUUGUAGCUGUGUAUUCUUAGACCUAAAUUUGCUUAGGUGGUACUUGCGCAUGCAUAGGCAGUACUUGAAUAAGGGUACUUACGUACCAGGUAAUUAGCACGAGCACGGUGUCAUAGGGCUGACUUAAUACAAAUAUGGAUAGGAUUGAUGCUUUCCUGAGGCAUGUGCUUGUCCCACGAUAAGAUGCGGAGUUAGUGGAGUUUAGGGGGAAGAUUAGCUGCAACGUAGAUAUGUACCUUGUAUUUUUUGGCCC